Saccostrea cuccullata (small rock oyster) is the source of this 2444-nucleotide messenger RNA. RefSeq lists its product as uncharacterized. NCBI's taxonomy places the organism in Eukaryota, Metazoa, Mollusca, Bivalvia, Ostreida, Ostreidae. The transcript has a single exon. The annotation marks the transcript as partial. The record is from RefSeq and is a predicted model, not a curated record.
CGAAGCAGAAAGAGAUGUUUGGCUUCAGUACACUUUUGAUAUUGAUGGAUGUGUUAAUGAACUGAAGAAUUUAAAUGGAAUACGAAUGCCAGUUAGACAUAUAACACUCUUUCCGAAUGACAAUGGCAGUUUGCGUGAGAUUAGAAGCACUUUAAAGAAACAUGUCAAUUUAACAGAAUAUUCUAAAAGCGAGCUUAUGAAUUUCAGCAGCUCUUUAGGGUUUCAAUUGUUUUACGAAAGAGGAUGGGAGUGCUGGAUAGCCAUGAUACCUGUACACAAGAAAGGUUCUGUAGCUUUUCCGAAACAGAUAAUCAGACAACAAACAUUCAAUACUUUCCUUGCACUCAGAACAAGAUUCAAAGAUAUACUCGCAGAUUAUGCCGUGAAUGGAACUGCUUCAAAAACACUUAUGAAAAACGAUAUCAGGGAUGUCCGUAAAAUGUUCGUGUUACCUGAUGACUGUUCUACAAUACUUUCUGCUUUACAGGCUGCUCUGAACAACAUCUCUUUAACGGGAUUUAGGCCAAUAAUAUUUUGUUUUCGUUUUGGAGAAAAAAUGACGGAUGGACUACCAAUAUCUGAUUUUAAUAGGGAAGAGAUAUGUAGGUCAACUGUUCAUGCAGCUGUAGACAUUUCCACGGAUGGUGAGGUGGAUCUCUUGUGGUCCACCUCCGGUUUGCAGGAAGUAAUCGGCUUAAGAGGUGUAUUAAGCACAUGUUUAUCACUUACAGACUGUGGAAAUUUUCAAAGCAAUCUAGAUGGACGGCCAAUGGAUAUUAAGAAUGGUUUACGAAAGGUUUGUCGCUUUCCAGACCAGUUACAGUUUGUUCAACUUUAUGCCGAUAUUCCACACCGUCAGCCCAAUUGUCGAUUUCAUCCAGUGUCGGCUUGCAUUGGUGGAGGUAUGUGUUUUCCAAGGCCGACAGCAGAAGCUUUCCUCCGAGACGCGGAAUAUUACAUAUCAACUCUAGAGAGCAAUUGGGUGCUAAUGAGAAAGAGUGCUUGUAGACUAGAAUUUGUUGUUGCGCAGGAUACCGCAUUAUCUGACAAUCUGCAUGCUCUUGACUUCAUAGAUCUAAUAAACUUAGAGCAAGUUCUGGAAAAUGUGCCUUUGUUGGCUCCCUUGCCACCUCAAACACUCAGUUGUAUCAGACAUUUGGGCUUGUGGAUGUGUAAAGAACUUCGAGAAUUGUUGGAGGGUUUUCAGAAAACGGGAAAUGUGCUAACCACCUGGCAAUCUUAUCAAUUAGAAUUAGCCAAUGAAAAAUUGCUCUGGGGAAAACCACUCUGUUCAAGGAGUACAACAUAUUCAGUUAAUCUUGGACCCGAAGCUUUGGGACCGAGUCCAAGUUUGACGGACCAGUUUGGUUUCUUGUCGCUAGACGUCUACUCAACUUGCAUGCAGAACGAUCGAAGCAUCCCUCCACCUGAAAUAUGGACGAACUCGGAAAUGAUCCGUAAAAUGAUUGCAAGAUCAGUGGGUUUGCACGAUCAUUUGGAUGCCAGCUAUGGCGUCAUUGGUAGACAUUUGGUAGUUGCAUUGCUUCACGACUUACACGAAACUGGAAAGGCUGCUACUUACGUUCUCUUUGAUGACUUCUUAGGAGAGAUGAAAUCUGACAAAACCAGGUUUAAGACAGUUGGUGCUGUGACUCUGAAAUCGCUAAUAAAGCUGCUGACAACAAAGAGGAGAACCGAAACACAGAUGGUAUUUCCUAGCCUGUGCAGACUUUUGGAGAAAAACACUCUUCCAGUUGAAGAUAUUGUACAGGCUGGAUUUCAUGAACUCAACCUAAAACACUUUUCAGCAGUGAGUACAUAUGACCGUCAUGGAAACAUGAUUCUGACUUGGUCUUUUCAUGGAAACUUUUGGAAUAUUGUCAUUGAUCAACAGUCUCCCGAAAUACAAGAAAGUACGCAAGAAAUGAUGUUUGACCUAGUUAGAGGUGAUCUGGAAAAACGCGGACUAGUUUAUCCAAGCAAGCUGAAAAAAACUCCAAAGGUACUUCCAUGGGUGUCUAUAUGUUUACGCAGGCUCCAAAGAGAAAAACUGGAGUUGGAGGCAACUGUGACGGUAUCGACAUAUAUCAGCUGCAUCGCCUUCUUGAUGCAGGGUUUUUAUGUAGAAUAUGAAAGGCUGGCUGCUCUCACGAUCGAUCUUCCUUUGGACAAGAACCGAUUGAUCGCGUUGGAAAUAUUAUCUAAACUACAGUUGGCCAAUUUCAUGUUCCGCAAUCUCCACUUGAAGCGUUUGCACUUUACCGUCCCACAUAAAAUCAACAUGGAAAUGGAAGAGCAAAGGAAGAAUAAAGGAGAAGAGGAAACUAGGGAUACGGAAUUUAGUUCCAGAGGAGAGCGAAUGGAAGAGAUAUCAAAGAAAAUAGGUGAUGAUGAUGAUCCACUUGUAUUUGAUAAAGAUGCUGGACAUAAGAGGACUUCAACUU